Messenger RNA from Carcharodon carcharias (great white shark), 7080 nucleotides. It is a transcript of the gene fech, whose product is annotated as ferrochelatase. The transcript has 11 exons. NCBI's taxonomy places the organism in Eukaryota, Metazoa, Chordata, Chondrichthyes, Lamniformes, Lamnidae. Bases 176 to 1408 code for a protein of 410 amino acids. The record is from RefSeq and is a predicted model, not a curated record. Gene Ontology annotation, biological process: heme biosynthetic process. Gene Ontology annotation, molecular function: protoporphyrin ferrochelatase activity.
ACUGGAAAGACGUGAGGAGAAGACGGCAGGAGGCGGUGUUCCCUGCCCUGUGUGAUGUUGCAGAGUGAGUCAGCGGGAGAGAGUGGGCGACCUGUUGCUGCGCAUUCACAGCCGGGGUGGAACUGAAGCGGCGGAGUCCGCGCUGCGGUCGGGACGGAAUUUAAAGUUGCACAACAUGGCGUUGAUGAGGCUGUGUGGUCGCUUCUGCGUCGUUACAAAGAACAACUCGAAUAAAUUGUGCCCUCGUGUCCCAAGGCAAUGGCAUUCAACCUCUGCAGCAGCAACUGGACAAAGAGCUGAUGUGAAAGAAAAGCCUCAGCUAGAUGAAAGGAGACCGAAGACUGGCAUCCUCAUGUUAAACAUGGGAGGACCUGAAACUUUAGAUGAUGUUCAUGAUUUCCUACUUCGGCUUUUCACUGAUAAAGACCUUAUUCCACUUCCAGCUCAAAGCAAACUUGCUCCUUUUAUUGCAAAACGCCGUACUCCAAAGAUCCAGGAACAGUACCACAGAAUUGGUGGAGGGUCUCCGAUUAAAAUGUGGACUGCCAAGCAAGGAGAUGGCAUGGUGAAGCUGCUUGAUGAAUUAUCUCCAGAGACAGCACCCCACAAAUUUUACAUUGGUUUCCGAUAUGUUCAUCCACUAACAGAAGAAGCAGUAGAAGAGAUGGAGAGAGAUGGGAUUGAGCGAGCAGUAGCUUUUACGCAGUAUCCUCAAUACAGCUGUUCUACCACAGGAAGUAGUUUAAAUGCAAUUUAUCGAUACUACAAUGGCAAGAGAGCAGCACCAAAGAUGAAAUGGAGCACCAUUGACAGGUGGCCAACGCAUCCAUUAUUAAUUCAGUGUUUUGCAGAUCAUAUACGGCAGGAACUUGAUCGAUUUCCAACCGAGAAAAGGGAUGACGUAGUUAUUUUGUUCUCUGCCCAUUCACUGCCAAUGUCUGUUGUGAAUCGAGGUGACCCCUAUCCUCAGGAAGUGGGAGCAACUGUCCAACGAGUCAUGGAAACACUAAAUUUCAGUAACCCAUACAGGCUGGUGUGGCAAUCUAAGGUUGGUCCUAUGCCCUGGCUUGGCCCUUCAACGGAUGAUACUAUCAAAGGAUUGUGUGAGAGAGGCAACAAAAAUUUACUGCUGGUUCCUAUUGCUUUCACCAGUGAUCAUAUUGAAACACUGCAUGAACUUGAUAUAGAAUAUGCACAAAUCUUAGCCAAUGAGUGUGGUGUUGAAAAUAUUAGGCGAGCAGAGUCACUAAAUGGAAAUCAACUUUUUAUAAAGGCUCUGGCAGAUUUGGUAAAUACUCAUUUAAAAUCAGCUGAAACGUCUUCCAAGCAACUGAGUUUACGUUGUCCACUUUGUGUUAAUCCAAUAUGUGGAGAAACCAAGGCAUUUUUUGCUAAACAGAGUCUCUGAAAUGGUACUUGUCCUGAAAUCUGCCCUUCAGAAGAUGGUUGAUCGAAUGGUCAUCUUGGUUGUUUGUUUUCUGCUGUGAAAUAGCGUCUAUGUUGAAUUUAAAUCUCAAUCUAAAGAUUGUCUUCACUUCUGAAGCUGCACCUUUCAUUGCAGUAAUAACAGAUUUUUGAAGAGAUUAUGAAUAAAACGGCCUGCAUUCUCAAAGCAUUGUGCAUGGAUAAAGAAGUUUAAUUUCCACCAGUUCCUUAGCAUAUUUUUCUUAUUUGGCUCUUCACUUUUUAAGGAGGGCUAAAGACUUAAAUCUUUGAAUGUGAUUCAUAUAUACUUUGGUAGACGUUAUCUUGUGUUGUUUGCUCUUCAAGGCAAAGAUGACCACGUUCACCAUUCAGGUGUUUUGUAGGGUUCUGGUGGGUAUGUAUGUGGCUGCUUAGGCUAAUCUGUGCCAAUAAGGUUCUGCUGCAGAUAAGACAAGAUAUGGCAGGUGAUUGAGUUUUGGACAAGUUGCUGGCUUGGGAUUGCUUCUUGUGUUUUCUCUCUGCCUUUGAAAUGCACUUACUAUCAAAGGAGGCCAUGCAUUUUGCAUUUAGUUGCCCCAGGUCCAGCGAUCCUUUUGAUAUCGACUUCAAGCUUUUCUCAAAGCUUGAAGUCGAUAUCAAAAUCCUAAAUGAAUAUUUCAGAGUGUCCUUGUAGCAUUUUCUUCAACCACCAUGACAGCACACGCCAGACUCGAGUACUCUAGAAGAUCCGGUUUGGUAAGCAAGUGACAGGCAUUCUGGCUACAUGACCAGCCCAGCUCAGUUGUGACUGUCAGUGGGGUGUGGAUGCUAGGUGUGCCAGCUUGGGUGAGCACCUUAACAGUCAUAACAGCCAACAGUGGAGGAGAGAGAGAGAUCAAAACACAUUUUAAAGCUUAAGAUCAUUUUAAAAGCAGCCAGAUAUAUGAAACACAUGGAAACUUAUUUACCAUGUUUAAGUCUCUGGAUCAAGCUGCUGAGAAACCUACUUGUAAAAUGACUGUUUACCUAAUAGUGUGCACACACUUUCCCUAUGGUACAAGGUUCAGAGAGAUUAAUUGUGGGUUGGUAAAGCCAAGCCUUGGGGACCUCCAACAGACAACAGAGUAUUACUAGGAAUUUACCAGCUGUACUUGCAGCCUGCCAGUUUUGAGCUUCCUGCCGCUUGUCCAGUUGGGAUCAACCUAAUUCAUCCAAUCUCUCUCUUCCUUUACCUUUUAUAGAUUUCAUGAAAAUUCCUUUCCAGGAAAUGGCAAGUUUUAAUGUCUAUACAUGCAGAUUAUUUUUCUGUAAUUGAUCAUCCAUUGUGGGUAGUCUGUUCUCACUACAAUGUGUGCUGUAUGUCAUUUUGCUUGCACAGAAACAAAAUGAGAAACAUCCCAUGUGUGUGUUAUAUGAAAUGGUGAGAGGAGCAAAAUGGAUGCCUUCAUUGGCCUUGCACCUUGGCCUAUAUCCUGUGAAAUUCAUCCCUUUUUUAUGUUAUGGAUAGAUCCUUAUGUUUAUGAAACAGUGCCUCAUGUUGCUAUGAAACGUAAAGGGAAGAAAUAAAAUGCUGUAUAGUACGAUAAAAUGGAUGGUAGAGCUGAGACUGCGGUACGAAUUAGGAUAAAUUAGGAAAUAUACUUCCAUGUUGUGGACAUACUUCAUUAAGGUUUCACCUCUUAGACUAACUCAGUAGAAAAAGAAAUGCAUCAUUAAACGUUAAAGAAUUUGUGUAUUGUCUCCUGUUUAAAUUCAAAUAUACAAUAAGCUGGACUAGUUUAACUCUUCCUUUUAAACUUGUUUUCCUAACCCAUGUGUUUUACGUUAUUUCUAACUAUCAACUUACACUGAUCUGGGAAGUAGUUUUAUUUGCCCAUCAGUUAGCAGAUGGGAUUGAUUGGUAGCAAUAAGUUACCCUGUGAUAGCAUUUCUCUCCUAUUGGCUUUGCUUAAAGGCUAAUGAGAAGCUACAAAGGUAAGCUGGAAUGUCAAGUUGUCCCUGAUUUACCAUUCCAUGGUUGUAUGUGUUGAGAUUGAGCAAGUGACUAUUGGAUUUGGCAUUUAAGACUAUUAUUUCUUUCCCUUAAUUUUAAGCAAAGUUAAUCAUGGAAUUCUAAAGCACAGGCAGAAGCCAUUUUGCCUGUCAUGCCUGUGCUGGUUCUCUGAAAGCUAUCCAAUUAGUCCCACUCUCUCUCUCUCUCUCUCUCUCUCUCUCUCUAUUUUUCUCCUCCCCCCCCCCCCCCAAGCCUCCUCUGACAAAAUCUUUCACUUUUCCAGUCCCCUUUUGAAAACUUACUGUUCAAUCUACUUCCACCCAUUUUUUAGUCUGAAUUCCAGAUCAUAACUCGCUGUGAAUUUUGAAAAACUCUCCUCUGCCCCUUUUUCUGCCUUAAAUCCAUUUCCUCUGGAGCUCCUGCGGGGAAAUGGUUUCUUCAUGUUUACUCUAUCAAAACCCUUCCUGAUUUUGAACAACUCUAUUGAAUCUCCCCCUAACCUUCUCCAUUCCAUGGAAAACAAUCCCAGUCCUCUAGUCUCUCCACAUGAAUGGAGUUUCGUAUUCCUGGUACCAUUAUAGGAAAUUUAUGCACCCUCUCCAAAGCCUUGACAGCCUACCUAAAAUAUGGUGUCCAGAACUGGACACAGUACUCCAGCUGAGGCCUAACCAAUGAUUUAUAAAAGUUUAGCAUAGCAUCCUUGCUCUAUAUCUCUAUUUACAAAGACUAGAGUGCUUUAGUAGCUUUAUUAAAUUGUUCUGCCAUCUUUUAAAGAUUUAUGUAUGUAAUUCUCCAGGUCUCUAUUCCUAGACUACCUCGCAAACCACAUUCAUUAGUUUAUAUUGUCUAUCCUUUAAUCUUUCUUCCAAUAUUGAAUCACUCCAUAGUUCCAAAAAAUUUCAUUUGUCAUGCAACAUUCCUUCUAAUUUUUCUUUUGUUGUUCACGGUCAAUUCAUAAGUGUGCAAGCAUAAGGCCUUUAAAUUUUUUUCUUUGUGUCCUUGUGCACACAGUAGCUUAAAGGCCUGACUUGUACUAAUUCUGGGCGGGAAUUCCGAGUUGCUGCAUUCCUUACAGUGAAUUUUGCUCCCAGCUAUUUUCGCAUUUCACCAAUCUAUCCAGGACCUCUUGAUGUCUGUUACUACCCUUAUGAUUGUUUACUACAUUUACAAGUUUUGUAUCAUCUGCAAACUUUGAACUUAUGCCUUCUAUACCCAAGUUCAGGUCAUACUACAUAUCGAAAAGAGCAGUCAUCCCAAUACUGACUUCUGGGGGUUUCAUGACCCUUCAGCCUGAACAGCAACCAUUCAUCACUACUUUCUGUUUCUUAGCCAGUUUCACAUUUGCAUUGCCACUUUAAUCCCUUGGGCUUCAUUUUUGUUUGUGAAUCUAUUAUGUAGCACCUAUUCAAACAACUUUUGGAAGUUCAUAUACAUAACAUCAACCAUAUUGCCCUCAUUAAACCACUCCAUUACUUCAUAGAGUUCAGUAUGUUGCAAAUAAUUCUUAAUUUGCUCAUUUUAUUCAGUUCCAUUAAAUUAUCCUAUGGCAGCAUUAAGUGCAAUUUCUGAUUUCAAAAGAAAUAGAGCAAAGAAAAUUAAUCCUAAUUUUCUAAAGCAAAUGUCAGGGUUUUUUGUUCAUCCAUCAUUCUUCCAUUUAGUUUUUUGGGGGGAAGAGGGGUUUCCUUAAGCAAAAGUUUGUGUUGAUGCAUUUUCUUUAGUCAAAGGUAAUAACAAUCAUUCUUGGCACCUAAUUGUUUGUAUUUUUUUGAAAAGAGGUGAGGAUCUGUUCAAGUUAUAAAUUAUAUUUCAGUUGAAAAGAGGGAUGUUUGAUGUUCUGCAUUGAAUGAAUGAUGUUGAUGCAAUUUCCUGCUAAUUGAUGCUCCUGUAAUGUAACAGGUCUACUCAAAAGAUCUUUUCUGCUUCUGCAGAAUCUGAACUAAAUUAUUUUAAAUAAUUUACAAAGUGCAAUUUAUAGGUUAUUUUCACUUACUGGUGUGGACUGAAAAACACUUUGGCUUUAUUUCAGCGUUUAGAAAAAACACUAGUUCAGAUGUGGAAAGAAAAUACAUGAACUGACUUGAACUCUGGAAAAAUGUAAUAGUGAACUUAAGCAAAAGCAUUGUAACUCUUUUAGUAACCUGUUUUCUAAUGCUGGAAAAAAUAUAUUUUGUCAAAGCUUCUCAUGCACUCACCAGCACAAUUGCAAGAAUACAUUUUAAAGGAAAGCAACAACUUUCUUUGCAGACAGAAAGAACAUGUUUAGCUGAAACAGGUAUAAUGUGUAUACAAAAUAUGUGACAGCCAUUCAAUGGUCAUUCCUCAGAGCAAUGCCAUGACCAAUCAGAGUCAAGCUGCCUGGUUUAAAUUUCAAACAAUGCUUGGCAGUUAACUGUCAGUCACCAUCAACUGGUUCAUUCUCCAUGGCAAUGCCUCUACCAGAGUCUACUUACCAACCAAUCAGCACACACUUCUCAUACAAUAUAAAUUUGUUGUUUUCCCUUACACUGCAUUCUUGCGAAUUGCCCUGAUGAGUACAAGAUGAAAAGCUUCGACAAAAUGCCUUUUCUUCAGCAAUACUCAAGUUCUGUACUACCAAAUGGCAACCUGUUUUGUAUGAAUUAAUAUUGUGUUCUGAUACAGCUGUUAAUUAUGGAACCCAUGAAGGCUGUUUGAGCAGAAAAAGUCUUGUUCUGUAGUUGAGUUCUUGUGCUUCUAUAUAAUUUUUUUGGUGGAACAUUGAACUUUUCCUCACUGGCACUCCUCCCCUCAAAACCCAGCUCCCUCCACUCUGCUAAUUUUGCCUAUUGUUCCAGUUCUGAAUUAUGCAAUGCACAGUUUAAAAAUGUUCACCAUUGCUUUUAUUUAUUAACAAACCAUUGUGAAAAGUAACUUAGUAAUAUAACAGGUAACAUUUGAUCCACUUUGCCAUUAUAGAUUGAAUACAUUAUAAAUCAGGAAUACCCUUAGUCUUGUAUCAUUGAGCACUAAUUAACAUGCUCAGAUAACACUGAAAAAGAAACACCAGGCCAGACUUUACAGUGGUAAGGGAAGCAGUAUAUUAAAAAAAAUAAAAUCUUAUAAACCUUAGCAAUUUAUCAGUUGCCAGAUGAUGAUCAAGUUGGUCUGGGUGAUCAAAUGGUAUUCCAAGGCUAUUAUUGCCUUUCAGCCCUUCAUAUUGAAUAAAUACCUUGUAUUCACUUAGAUAUUUCCAUGAUUAUCCUUUAUAUGGCAGUUAUUGGACCAUAAGUGCUGUAUACUCUUUAAAAUAGCUAUAUAGAAAUAAUGGCUGAUAUCAAAGUUCUUGUGCUGUGUUGCCAGAGAUGAUUCAUGACCUCAGCAUACACAUUUGUUAUUAACUUCCUUAAAUUUCUGUUAUAUCUCUUUUGCUGAGAGUGAUCACUUAUGUGAAGUUUGAAAAUUGGAAGGGGAAAAAAAUGGAGAAAAGGUGUUAACCAUCGUUUAAGCAUGAAGAGAUGAAAACAAAUCAUUGUAAUAAAUAAAUAAAUGUUUUAUAUCAAGCCCUUGUUUUUAAUGAAAAUGGCGUGCUUACCAAAAGCAUACAAAUACGUUGAAUUAUGUAAAGCUGUAAGUAAUCACCAUUCUUUUGAAUUUUGUGUGAUAGAGCUUGUGGGGAAAGAAUGUAAACGAUCUACUAAAUAAAAGAUACUUGUACUUUGCUAGAA